GCCCCCGCAGUGGAUUUUGGUCGAAGGGGACACGUUAAGAGUCAGACUGCAAGUUAAUUUGUAAUCACCGAGACAUUUUAACAGCUAAGAGGAGAAUUUUAACAGACGGCACAAUGGCUGGACUCAAGUACAUGAGUGGUUUUGGGAACGAGUUCUCCUCUGAGGACCCUCGCUGCCCGGGAUCUUUACCAGAGGGACAGAACAAUCCUCAAGUCUGUCCUUACGGCCUCUACGCUGAGCAGCUCUCCGGCUCUGCCUUCACCUGCCCACGGCCAGCCAAUAAGAGGAGCUGGUUGUACCGCAUCUUGCCGUCUGUCAAACAUAAGCCAUUUACCGCAGUGCCCUGUGGAAACCUAACAGAGAACUGGAACGAGGUGGAGCCUGACCCUAACCAGCUGCGAUGGCUGCCGUUCACCAUUCCCAAAUCUACAGAGAAGAAAGUGGACUUUGUGGCUGGUCUGCAUACUAUCUGUGGUGCAGGAGAUGCCAAAUCUCGCAAUGGAAUUGGCAUCCACAUGUACACCUGCAAUGCCUCUAUGGUUGACAGGUGUUUCAACAACUCCGAUGGAGACUUUCUGAUUGUCCCCCAGCAGGGUGAGAUCUUGAUCACCACAGAGUUUGGGAAGAUAAUGGUCGAGCCGAGCGAGAUCUGUGUCAUCCAGCAAGGGAUGCGCUUCAGCGUUGACGUGUUUGGAGAAACCAGAGGCUACAUACUAGAGGUGUAUGGAGCCCAUUAUGAACUCCCUGACCUGGGACCCAUAGGAGCCAAUGGUCUGGCCAACCCCAGAGAUUUCCUGUGUCCAGUUGCUUGGUAUGAGGACCGCAAAGUGGCCACGGGCUACACCGUUAUCAACAAGUACCAAGGAAAGCUCUUCGCAUGCCAACAGGAUUUCUCUCCGUUCAAUGUGGUAGCUUGGCACGGGAACUACACACCGUACAAAUACAACCUGAAGAACUUCAUGGUUAUCAACGCCGUGGCCUUCGACCAUGCGGAUCCAUCUAUCUUUACUGUCCUGACUGCCAAAUCCACCCGACCAGGAGUGGCCAUUGCCGACUUUGUCAUCUUCCCCCCGCGAUGGGGUGUAGCUGAUCACACCUUCCGUCCACCUUACUACCACCGUAACUGCAUGAGUGAGUUCAUGGGUCUGAUCAAAGGCCACUAUGAAGCCAAAGAGGAGGGCUUCCAGCCAGGUGGGGGCAGCCUCCACAGCAUGAUGACCCCACACGGCCCGGACGCUGACUGCUUUGAGAAGAACAGCACUGCUGAGCUGGAACCUGAGAGGGUGGCUGAGGGAACCAUGGCUUUCAUGUUUGAGUCAUCCUUCAGCAUGGCUGUGACCAAGUGGGGUCUACAAACAUGCCAAAGACUUGACAAGAGCUACUACCAGUGCUGGGAGCCUCUCCGCAGCCACUUUAAUCCCACCUGGAAACCCAGCAAACAGUAAAACUAAGUGAGUCAGAAGGAAUUUGAACCAAAUAUAGAUGUUAUACACACAUUAAAAAAUGUUAUUUCACUUUAUUAACAUAACUAGAACCACUUUAAUGUUUGAUGAUGUCUGUUGGCAUUGCAGAGGGAAUAAAGUCAUUUAUUUUGUGCAGACAACUAAGAUUGGAGUUGCACGGUAAAAACAAAGAUUUCAAGCAUUUGCUAUUUGUAAUGUUUAAAAUAAAAGUCACAAAGAGGCUGCAUGAAUAGUUUCUGUACAUGCAGCUAUGCAGGUAAGUCAUGCUGAACAUGUAAACCACUUGUGUGUAUCUCCUGCUGUACUCUGACAGUUUGGAGAUUUAAGAGGAACACUACCUAAAUUAAGAAUUCAAAAAUGUUAUUUCCAUGGUCUAGGAAAGUUCAAGCAAUACUUAUGAACAUGAGUUACUCUUGCUCAAAGUCAGACACCAAACUCGUGAUAUAAAGUCUGGAGCGUCUGCGUAGAUGAUAAAUGGGAGCCUGAUUUUGUGGAUCCAAAGAAUGUUUUUCUUUUUUUAUACCCAGAUGAGCUUUAUUAUAUUGCAGAGUUUUCCGAUCUAAAAUGAAAAAUGCAAACCCAUAGGCCGAAUCAUGUGACAUUGCGCUGACACUUCCUGGUAGACCACUGGCUGUUGCUUUGAAUGGCAGAGAUAUGUGAAAUUAGCAAACUUGUUCAUUUCUGUUGUCACUUUUGGCUGUUACUCUCACAUUUAAAGAUAUAUGGUCAAACACUGUCGUCCAACCUACCAGACGUUUCUCCUGUGCUGAUUUUAUUGCAUUUGUUCCUUUGAGUUCAUCUUUAAUCAACCAAAAACAGCAAUGGAAGCUAAGCGCAGGACCACUGUGGAUGGGGGCUGCAGCAAAACAUAUUAUAGCAACCUAAAAAAUAUGUUUCAGUUAAAGUGUAGGCUAUAUUUAUAUUUUCAUAGCUUUACCUUUUAUACAAGCCGAACAGAUUAUAGCAGCGGUAGACUGCCAGCAACUCCUUUAUCCUAAAAUGACUGUUUUUGUCGAUAGAGUCUAAUGGUUUUUGAGAUAACGUCCUCAGCUCCCUUAUAAUUAAAAGGCAAACUCAUGAACAAUUAAGGGCUGGAGGUUAUGUUUAGCAUAAGUAACAUAGUCUUGCUUUAAACAGUGAUUUGCUCAAGGGCACAGUGAUUAUGAUGACAAUGAAGUCGAGUCAUUUAUUUUGUCACACUUGUCUCCAAAGUGAUCAUCAUUAACUCAUUGUCUACUGGUCAAUAUGCGAUUUGAAUAUUUGUUUGAGCAGUUACCCUA
This is a messenger RNA of Plectropomus leopardus (leopard coralgrouper), 2743 nucleotides long. RefSeq names its product homogentisate 1,2-dioxygenase (gene hgd). Gene Ontology annotation, biological process: L-phenylalanine catabolic process. Gene Ontology annotation, molecular function: homogentisate 1,2-dioxygenase activity. NCBI's taxonomy places the organism in Eukaryota, Metazoa, Chordata, Actinopteri, Perciformes, Serranidae. The record is from RefSeq and is a predicted model, not a curated record. Gene Ontology annotation, cellular component: cytoplasm.